AUGAUUCAAGCUAGACUUCUGAUUUUAGAAAUUGAUGGUAAAACUUAUAAAACAGAUGAAUGGACAAACGUAACACCUUCAAUCUUAGGGUUAACACAAAGACAAUUACACUUAAACAAUGAUCAUCCAAUAGGGAUCUUAAGAAAUUUAAUUGAAAAUAGAUUUAAAGACAUGGGUUAUACAUUUUAUAAUCAAUUUAAACCUGUUGUAACAACUCAAGAAAAUUUUGAUUCAUUAGGGUUCCCUGAAGAUCAUCCAGGUAGAUCUAAGACAGAUACUUAUUAUAUUAAUAAAUCCACAUUAUUAAGAACUCAUACAUCUGCUCAUGAAAAUGAAUGUUUCCAAAAAAAUACUACACCAGGUUAUUUCAUAUCUGCUGAUGUUUAUAGAAGAGAUGAAAUUGAUAGAACUCAUUAUCCUGCAUUCCAUCAAAUGGAAGGUGCAAGAAUUUGGUCCAAGACAGAACAUGGUGAUAAUUUAAUAGCCAAAUUAGAAGAAGAUAUUUCUGAAAUUCCUCAAAUUGAUAUUAUAGUGGAAGAUCCAAAUCCACCUUAUCAUCCAAAGACAAACCCAAAACAAUCACAUAUGACUGAUAAAGAAACUGAAUUAGUUGGUUUACAUUUGAAAAAAACUUUAGAAUUAUUAGUUAAUGAAGUUUUCAAUGAAGCUAAAAAAUCUGCUAAAUUAAGUGGUAAUAAAGAACCUUAUCUUAAUGAACCAUUGAAAGUUAGAUGGGUCGAGGCAUAUUUCCCAUGGACCACACCAAGUUGGGAGAUUGAAGUUUUUUGGAAAGGUGAAUGGUUAGAAUGUUGUGGAUGUGGUGUUGUUCAAGAACAAGUUUUAACAAAUUCAGGGAUUGAAAAUCAUAUUGGUUGGGCUUUUGGUAUUGGAUUAGAUAGAAUUGCAAUGUUAUUAUUUGGUAUUCCUGAUAUUAGAUUAUUUUGGACUUUAGAUGAAAGAUUUGCAAAACAAUUUUCUCAAGGUGAAAUUACUACUUUUAAACCAUAUUCUAAAUAUCCAGGUACUUUAAGAGAUGUUUCAUUUUGGAUUCCAUCAGAAAAUUCAAAAGUUCAUAUUAAUGAUUUAAUGGAAAUUGUUAGAGAUAUUGCAGGAGAUUUAGUGGAAAAUGUUUCAUUAGUUGAUGAAUUUAAACAUCCAAAAACUGGUCGUAUAAGUCAAUGUUAUAGAAUUAAUUAUCAAUCAAUGGAUAGAUCUUUAACUAAUGAUGAAGUUAAUGUUUUACAAGAUCAAAUUCGUGAUACUGUUGCAAAUUCAUUUGAUGUUGAAUUGAGAUAA
Messenger RNA from Hansenula ciferrii, 1296 nucleotides. It is a transcript of the gene MSF1, whose product is annotated as phenylalanine--tRNA ligase. The transcript has 2 exons. Gene Ontology annotation, molecular function: phenylalanine-tRNA ligase activity; ATP binding; tRNA binding. Gene Ontology annotation, biological process: phenylalanyl-tRNA aminoacylation. The record is from RefSeq and is a predicted model, not a curated record. Gene Ontology annotation, cellular component: mitochondrion; cytoplasm. The coding region runs from base 1 to 1296 and encodes 431 amino acids. Lineage: Eukaryota; Fungi; Ascomycota; Saccharomycetes; Phaffomycetales; Wickerhamomycetaceae.